Molecule: messenger RNA, 1012 nt
Organism: Megalobrama amblycephala (Wuchang bream)
Lineage: Eukaryota; Metazoa; Chordata; Actinopteri; Cypriniformes; Xenocyprididae
Exons: 3
Coding region: 64-282 (72 amino acids)
Biological process (GO): G protein-coupled receptor signaling pathway
Cellular component (GO): heterotrimeric G-protein complex
Molecular function (GO): G-protein beta-subunit binding
Source: RefSeq, a predicted model, not a curated record
GUGUUCGUGUUCGCGCGUGCGUUCCUUCCCCAAACUUCCGCAAACUCUCUUCAGUCAGUCAUCAUGUCCAACAAUAACGCGAGCAGCAGUAGUGUGGCUGUGGCGACGAAAGCCGUCAAACAGCUCAGACUAGAGGCCAAAAUACGGCGAAUUAACGUGUCUCAAGCUGCCACAGACCUGAAGAACUUCUGCCUGCAAAAUGCCCACAAAGACCCUCUGCUGAUGGGCGUCCCGUCCAGCGACAACCCCUUCCGUCCGCCGAAGUCCUGCGGGCUGCUCUGAGCUGCUCCUGCAGGCGGUGAAGCCAUUUCAGAAGACAUGUCAGUCCUAAAGCAUCCGUUUCUGCCUUUACACUACUUCAUAAAGAGCUCACUACACACAAAAAACACUAAAAAAAAAAAUUCCCAUUGUGUUCGUUCUCUUCACACUUGUUUUGCUGUUUGUUUGAAUGAACUGUAUUAUGAGUAAUAAUACUUUGACUAUGCUGAAUUUACACUGUAUGACAUGGUACGAUCAGUUACUGUAUUUACGUUUCCAAAAAUUCAUUACCCAUAACACUAAAAGCUGUUUUAUUCCAUGUGAUGUGUAUAAAACAAAAAGAGUUUGUAUGAAGUUUUCCCUGGUUUAUGUGGAAGGGAUUGAAGAAUUAAAAACUAUUAGAAUGUUUUUCCUAGCUAAAACUAGCUGACAUAAAAAGAUUUACUAUAGUGUUUUACUAAUUUAUGGCCAGCAGAAUUUGGCUUGAAGGUCGUUUUAAGCAUGCUUUGUGUUCAGAUACAGUGUUCACCCUCACAGUUUGGACAUCUCCCUUUAUCUGACACUUGUUUCAGGUCUUGGAGUCUCUAUUAAUGAGCCGAUAAGUUGAAUCAGGUGCAUUUGAUGAGGGAGAUGUAAUAAAUGUGCAGUGUUGGGAAACCCUGAUCGACACGAUCACCUACUGAAUGAACGUGUUACGUUUGAAUCUUUUUCCAUUGUCUUUUUGCUUUUAAAAUAAAGUGUUAUUGAUCAUUUA